AGCAAGCCCAGUCCCGUCCUUCCUCGCCUGGCAGCCCUGGGCACAGCAUCCCUGGCUGGGGGCGCAGGCAGCUCCCUUCUCUCUCUCUCUCUCUGUCUUUCUCUCUCUCUCUCUUUCCCCAUCCAUCCAUUCAUCCAUCUGCCUGCCUACUAGCCAGCCAUCCCCAGGAGAGUCUGGAUCAUCCAGGCUGAGCUGCCAAAGCUGCCAAAAUGGGGUAUGGGCGCUCAGACAGCUACCGCGUGGCAACCACGCAAGACAAACACGAUGAGAACUCCUCACCCAAGAAGAGCAAAGCGCAGCAGAAGGUCCGGGAUCUGGAUGAUCUCAAGAAGGAAGUGGCGAUGACUGAGCACAAAAUGUCCAUUGAGGAGGUGUGCCGGAAAUACAACACAGACUGCGUGCAGGGUCUGACCCACAGCAAAGCCCAAGAGAUCCUGGCCCGAGAUGGCCCCAACGCACUCACCCCGCCUCCUACCACUCCCGAAUGGGUGAAGUUUUGCCGCCAACUCUUUGGGGGUUUCUCCAUCCUCUUGUGGAUCGGCGCCAUCCUUUGCUUCUUGGCCUAUGGCAUUCAGGCGGGGACAGAGGACGACCCCGCAGGGGACAAUCUGUACCUUGGUAUUGUCUUGGCUGCUGUUGUCAUCAUCACCGGUUGUUUCUCCUACUAUCAAGAAGCCAAAAGCUCUAAGAUCAUGGAGUCCUUCAAGAACAUGGUGCCCCAGCAAGCCCUGGUCAUCCGGGAAGGUGAGAAGAUGCAGUUGAAUGCUGAAGAUGUGGUGGUUGGCGAUCUGGUAGAGGUGAAAGGAGGAGACAGGGUCCCAGCCGACUUAAGGAUCAUCUCAGCCCAUGGCUGCAAGGUGGAUAAUUCCUCCUUGACUGGUGAAUCAGAGCCACAGACUCGAUCACCUGAUUGUACCCAUGACAACCCUCUGGAGACCAGGAACAUCACUUUCUUCUCUACCAACUGUGUAGAAGGCACAGCACGUGGAGUUGUCGUUGCCACUGGUGACCGCACUGUGAUGGGCCGGAUUGCCACACUGGCUUCGGGCCUCGAGGUUGGCAAGACCCCCAUUGCCCGAGAGAUUGAACACUUCAUCCAGCUGAUCACUGGCGUGGCUGUCUUUUUGGGAGUCUCCUUCUUCGUCCUCUCCCUCAUUCUGGGCUACAGCUGGCUGGAAGCGGUCAUCUUCCUCAUUGGCAUCAUUGUGGCCAAUGUCCCUGAGGGGCUCCUGGCUACUGUCACUGUGUGCCUGACAUUGACAGCCAAGCGCAUGGCUCGCAAGAACUGCUUGGUGAAGAACUUGGAAGCUGUGGAGACCUUGGGCUCUACCUCGACCAUCUGCUCAGACAAGACAGGGACCCUGACCCAGAACCGUAUGACUGUGGCCCAUAUGUGGUUCGACAACCAGAUCCAUGAGGCAGACACUACUGAGGACCAGUCCGGUACGGCCUUUGAUAAGAGCUCUCCCACCUGGUUGGCCCUUUCCCACGUUGCAGGACUUUGCAACCGAGCUGUCUUCAAAGGAGGUCAAGAGAACGUGCCCAUCCUCAAGCGUGACGUGGCAGGUGAUGCUUCUGAGUCAGCCCUGUUGAAAUGCAUUGAGCUCUCGUCUGGAUCCGUCAAGCUGAUGAGGGAGAAAAACAAAAAAGUGGCUGAAAUCCCCUUCAACUCCACCAACAAAUACCAGCUCUCAAUUCAUGAGACAGAAGACCCCAACGAUAACCGCUACCUGUUGGUGAUGAAGGGCGCACCUGAGCGCAUUCUGGACCGAUGCUCCACCAUCCUGGUCCAAGGCAAAGAACAACCCCUCGACGAGGAGCUGAAAGAAGCUUUCCAGAAUGCCUACCUGGAGCUGGGAGGACUUGGCGAGCGGGUGCUGGGUUUCUGCCAUUUCUUCAUGCCUGAGGAACAGUACCCCAAAGGUUUUGCCUUCGACUGUGAUGACGUCAACUUUUGCACUGAAAACCUCUGCUUCGUAGGGCUCAUGUCCAUGAUUGACCCGCCCCGUGCCGCUGUGCCUGACGCGGUGGGGAAAUGUCGAAGUGCCGGCAUCAAGGUAAUCAUGGUAACAGGUGACCAUCCCAUCACAGCCAAGGCCAUCGCCAAAGGUGUGGGAAUUAUCUCUGAAGGCAAUGAGACAGUGGAAGACAUUGCCGCUCGACUGAACAUUCCCAUCAGCCAAGUUAACCCCAGGGAUGCCAAAGCCUGUGUGAUCCACGGCACGGACUUGAAAGACAUGACCGCGGAGCAAAUCGAUGAGAUUCUACGGAACCACACUGAGAUUGUCUUUGCCCGUACCUCUCCGCAACAGAAACUCAUCAUUGUGGAAGGUUGCCAGAGACAGGGUGCGAUUGUGGCAGUAACAGGUGACGGCGUGAACGACUCGCCUGCUCUGAAAAAGGCCGACAUUGGAGUAGCUAUGGGCAUCGCUGGUUCUGACGUUUCCAAACAGGCCGCUGACAUGAUCCUCUUAGAUGACAACUUUGCUUCUAUUGUCACCGGAGUCGAGGAGGGACGUCUGAUCUUCGACAAUCUGAAGAAAUCCAUCGCCUACACCUUGACCAGCAACAUCCCCGAGAUCACCCCCUUCUUGCUCUUCAUUAUGGCCAACAUCCCUCUUCCCCUGGGCACAAUCACCAUCCUCUGCAUUGAUCUGGGCACGGACAUGGUACCAGCCAUCUCCUUGGCUUAUGAAGCAGCGGAGAGUGACAUCAUGAAGCGUCAACCACGAAACCCCAGGACUGACAAGCUGGUGAACGAGCGGCUGAUCAGCAUGGCCUACGGGCAGAUUGGAAUGAUUCAGGCACUGGGUGGUUUCUUCUCCUACUUUGUGAUCUUGGCUGAGAAUGGCUUCCUUCCAUCUGUUCUUGUGGGCAUCCGUCUUAACUGGGAUGACCGGACAGUCAAUGACCUGGAGGAUUCGUAUGGGCAGCAGUGGACCUACGAGCAGCGCAAAGUGGUGGAAUUCACCUGCCACACGGCCUUCUUUGUCAGCAUUGUGGUGGUGCAGUGGGCUGAUUUGAUCAUCUGCAAAACCAGGAGGAAUUCAGUCUUCCAGCAAGGCAUGAGAAACAAGAUCCUUAUUUUUGGUCUCUUCGAGGAGACUGCGUUGGCCGCUUUCCUAUCCUAUUGCCCCGGCAUGGAUGUGGCACUGAGAAUGUAUCCCCUGAAGCCUAGCUGGUGGUUUUGCGCCUUCCCAUACAGUUUCCUCAUUUUUGUGUAUGAUGAGAUCCGUAAACUCAUACUGCGCCGUAACCCAGGAGGAUGGGUGGAGAAAGAAACCUACUACUGAGUCUCCUCUCUUGUCUGUUGCUGGUUGUUUCCCCUGCCGGGAGGGAUGCUCCCCCCUCCAAAAUUCUGCCUAUCCCUCCCCUUCUGAUUAUGAGAGAGACCGCUGCCGGGAUCAUAAACUCGGCCAUAGAAACAACAAAUCAAGCCCCUUACCCCCCAUUUCCCCAACCCGGGCGGCUGAGAUGGGAAAUCCAUCCUGUCUCAUCCUGCAUGUAUGUCCCAGGCUGGAGGUGGGGGAAGGGAAACCCCCACCACCACCUACGCCCCACAACCUCUGCUCUUUGCCAUAUUCUUCCUUUUGUUUUUAGGAGCAGCCUGGGGGAUGCGGGGGCAUUGUGAGAGAUCAAAUUAGGGAAAUGGGGCAAUAUUUAUUUACCUCUGCAAAACGCCGCCCCCCAUCCGCCCUGCAACACCAGAUUCCCUUUCAUAGCUGGGAUUGAAACCGGGGACCAGCAGCACCCCAGAACAACAUGCCUCAGAUGUGAGAGCCAAGCAAGUCAGGAUUUGGGGGGGAGGGAGGGUUCCACCACCCCCAUUAUCUGGUUAGCAGUAGUCAGACUUUUGUCCCAAAUAGGGGAGGUGAAUCC
This is a messenger RNA of Elgaria multicarinata webbii, 3879 nucleotides long. RefSeq names its product ATPase Na+/K+ transporting subunit alpha 3 (gene ATP1A3). The transcript is spliced from 23 exons. Gene Ontology annotation, biological process: potassium ion import across plasma membrane; sodium ion export across plasma membrane; proton transmembrane transport. The record is from RefSeq and is a predicted model, not a curated record. Gene Ontology annotation, cellular component: plasma membrane. NCBI's taxonomy places the organism in Eukaryota, Metazoa, Chordata, Lepidosauria, Squamata, Anguidae. Bases 210 to 3293 code for a protein of 1027 amino acids. Gene Ontology annotation, molecular function: P-type sodium:potassium-exchanging transporter activity; ATP hydrolysis activity; ATP binding.